GGUUUAGAAAGACGAAAAAACCGAUUUUAAAAUAAAUAACCGAAAAGGUUUGGCCUCAUCUCAGCCUCACCAGACCGGCAUACCCUAAUUCUUAUUGAUGAGCUCGGUACCUGUACAGAUACCAAUCCUGAAAAUCGCCAAAAUUGGGUACCUUACCCGAAAUGCUCGUAUCUGAAGGAAGCUGUAACCAUGAGUGGAUUACAAACCCAUGACUUACCAUCUACCUUAAGAUUAACCAAAGCACCAACAGACCAAGGGCCAACUGCUGCCGAAACAAAGCCAAAGAAGAAAAUCUGCUGUGCCUGCCCAGACACCAAGAAGCUGAGGGAUGAAUGCAUUGUGGAGCAUGGUGAAUCCGCUUGCUCGAAAUGGAUUGAAGCUCAUCGGUUAUGCCUUCGUUCCGAGGGCUUUAAUGUAUGACUGUUGGAAGCUGUUAGGAUGAGAAAAACUAUUCGGCUUUUCAGGAAUAAACGCAUUAUGAUUGAUUGAUUAUUGAUUUACUGAGGUUAAUCCUCGUUUUGAUAUGUUUUUUUUCUACUGAUAGAAUUUUAAAAUCUUAAUAAGAAUAAUAAUCAAGCUCACAGAGUUCUUGAUUUGUGAUCUA
Messenger RNA from Helianthus annuus (common sunflower), 604 nucleotides. Its product is annotated as cytochrome c oxidase copper chaperone 2. NCBI's taxonomy places the organism in Eukaryota, Viridiplantae, Streptophyta, Magnoliopsida, Asterales, Asteraceae. Gene Ontology annotation, cellular component: mitochondrial intermembrane space. The transcript is spliced from 2 exons. Gene Ontology annotation, molecular function: copper chaperone activity; copper ion binding. The record is from RefSeq and is a predicted model, not a curated record. Bases 190 to 420 code for a protein of 76 amino acids.